This is a messenger RNA of Xyrichtys novacula (pearly razorfish), 33460 nucleotides long. NCBI's taxonomy places the organism in Eukaryota, Metazoa, Chordata, Actinopteri, Labriformes, Labridae. The record is from the annotation of a GenBank genome assembly.
AUUCAUGCUUCAAGUCAGCGGCUCACUGCGAGCUUCCCGGCCCUCGGAUUAACUGUUUGGACCCGACCCGGCCCUCUGCUAGAUAGAGAGAGACUUUUCCUCACACACACAGAAACCACAAGUAUUUUAUCAGAGGCGGACUCGCGCUGCACUGCGUGAGGAGUUAAGACCCCCCCACAGCAGGUGACCAUUUACGCGUGUGGAGAUCCGGAGGUCUGCGCGUGGACAAUGCUUGCAAUUAGUGGUGGAGUGCGUCUAUUUCCAUCUUUUCAGCCUUUAGAGAAAGUAUGAGUGGAUUGUAACCGAGAAGUCCUCUGAAACAUCACGCAGCGUCGGUGAAGCUUCAGUGAAAUCCGCGGAGGAGCAGCGCUGCAUCUUGGAGUGGACCUUCCUGUUGUUCGCAAAAGUGCUCAAGCCUCUUCAACUCUUGUUUCUUUUUUUCCCCUCCGAAGUUCAGAAAAGUAAACCGAAGAGAGCAGGGCGAGGCUUAAAUGUUCGGAAUCCAGGAGCAUCUGAUACGAGAAGUGAGCGGAUUAAAGGAGAGAAACCUUGGAGAAGAGAUGGAUCCAGUCCGGUCCUGGGUGCGUAACGUCGGCGUUGUGGAUGCGAACGUAGCGGCGCAAAGGUACAGUAUCAACCACUUUGAUAUCGUCUGUGUUCUUGAAAUCAGGCCUCUGUCAGGAGUCAGAAUUUAUUUACAUAAUCAGCCCGAUGAGCAGAGGACAGUUUAAUACAGGAGAAUAUCCAAAUAACGAGAGGAGACACACACUCACACACACACUACUUGUUGCAAAAGCAGUCAGAAACACAUUAUCCUAAACUCUUAGAAAAUACCUUCAAAUACAAAUAAAACAACUCGUGACUCUUUCUCAUGUAAAAAUCAACUCUUAAAGAGAGUUAUCGAUCAUUUCCACGAGAGGAAAACAGGCCUUUUAUUGUCAAUACGCAAAACUAACAACCACAAAAUUCACCGUUAAGUUAAACACAAGUCAGGGAAAUAUAUCAAAUAUCACUCCUGAAAGAUGCCAAUCCUAAAAAUUCAGCCAACACAAACUACUAAUGACAUUUUUCACAAUUUGUAUAUCUGUAAGAAAAUCUUGUACAAAAUCUCAGAGCAGAAACUUUCCUGACAUGAAUUGAUUAUAAACUAGUGACUCAUUUUUAAUUACACUUCCACUCUUUUAAUUACAAAAUCUCUCAUUAUUUAAUUUUUCCCUUUAAUAUCUCAGAUCGUUUCUAAUAAUUUCUCCACUGGUUCGUCUUUUUUUUUUUCACAUUUUCUCCUCUUCACACGCCUCUUCUCUCGGACUAACUGCGUCCAAAGUGGGAAAUAAGAAAUGAAAACGCAGAGUUGUUUCAAAGAGAAAAGAGUUUUUGCUAAAGUGUUUUACCUGUUUUCAUUAACAUACAUUGAAAUAACCACCAGAGACAGUAGGACAGCAGCAGAGCAGAGUUUACAGGAUUUAAGGUCAGACACGUUUAAAGAAAGUUUCUGUUUUCUCAAAAUUUUAAUCCUGAAUUAUUUAGAAACUCAUCUCUGAUUUUAAUUAGCUUUGUUAUGGUGUUGUUCAAAGGAAACACAGAUUUUUGAUCAAAGUUGAAUUGAAAGAAAAAAUGCAAAAUGUUUAUAAAGUGAAAAUAUAAAAGAAAACAAUUAUUGUUUAAAAAAUGUUGAUAUUUUCUAUGAGAAUCUUGAGUUAAUUAUCUCCUUUCAUAACAUGACUGAUCAAACUUUAAGGUUAAAUACAUUAAUUUGGUUUAAUGAAUUUUCACCAACAUGAUAAAAUCAGAGGUGAUCAUUUUUCUUCUUUUCAAGUCCAGAUUUUUAAAACUUUAUUUCAUUUUUGCUUUUUUAUUUGUAAUUUUUAACUCACAAAAACCUAAAUCUAUUGAAAACUUGUAAUUGGUCUUUUUGUGUAAAUUAUUGAUAAUCACCAAAAAGAAGUAAAAACCUUCAUUACAGAAAAUAAAAACUGUUUUGAUGUUAAAUUAUUAAUAUGUUAGAUUAUAUGUAAAAUAAUUCAAAGAAGUGAAAAUCAAAUGAAAAUUAAGGUUGUUUUCAUGAUUUACUUUAAGUUGACAAAAUGUUUCCAGUCUUCAGUUUUACUUUAACAUCCAUAAAUAAAUUGAUAUAUUAGAUUUAAUUGAUUUGAGAAUUUGAUGAACUUUAAUCUGCAUAUUUAUUAAACUGAGUGUAAAUGUCUGAAAUGUUUGUGAUCUGAUCGUGUCUCUCCUCCUCUCCUCUUGUGUCUCUUCAGUGGAGUCGCUCUGUCCAGAGCUCACUUUGAGAAGCAGCCGCCCUCCAAUCUCCGCAAGUCCAACUUCUUUCACUUUGUGCUGGCGCUCUACGACCGCCACGGGCAACCUGUGGAGGUCGAGAGGACGGCGUUUGUCGACUUUGUGGAGCACGACAAGGUGUGUGACUGUUUCUGAGCUGACCUGUACUGAUGAUUAUUGAAAGAUCUCAUCAGUGAACCAUCUUGUAAUCACUGUCCCCCCCCUAAAGCCAAACUGCAGCUUGAUCACGGCGUCGAAAACUCGCAGAAUAAAUCAGUGAUGCUUUAAUUUUAGAUCCAGGUGCUUUGCUUGAUUUUUCCAAGUAAAGCCGAGCAUAUCGAACAGCUGACGGCUUCAUGUUUACACAGCUCUCCCUCCAUGAGCUGAUGAUGUGGGAUUGAAAAAGAAUAUCUAAUGACUAAUUAGCAGCUUGCCUCAUUAGGAGGACAUCACUACUUUUUGAAAAAUGCAAAUGAUGCUUGCUCCUGUUAAGUUAUACAGUGAACUAAUCAUCAAAGUCUCUUUUCCUUCAUACCCCCCUCCCUCUUACAUACAUACUCUAAAAUCUGCAGAGGAAGAGAGGGGGGGAGGCUGGAUUCCUCAGGUUGGACAAGACCAAAAUAAGGAACGCAGACUUAGAGAGAGACCGUAGAGGGGGGACUGGAGGCCUUAUGCCCCGUGUUGAUGGAUGUUUCUGCCGUGUGGUGAGGGGAGCGAGGAUCUCCCGAACUGGAAACAGAGGACAGCGUCCUGUCAACAGUUCAAACAUAGUUUUACUUUAGAUUUCAUGGACGGAGAGAGGGAGUGGAGGGUGCUAAUGCCAGGGCUGUGAGUUGUCAGAGAGCUGCCACACAGGCCAGCGUGGAGCAACAUGACGGCGGUGGAGAAGUUCAUUUUCUGCAUGGUUACCCUGGCAUCUGUUUCUGCUCUGUAAUUAAGCAGAGGUAGAGCGAUGGCAUGGUGAAAUAAAUGUUCCUCUGUGUAUAUUUACAAAGCUUAUGAAGCCAGGCAGACAUCUAUCUCCCGUCUCAAUCUCACUUUUGAUAUUAACUUUUGAGCUCGGGUGCUUCCCAACUUAUCUCCCUGCAUCUUAAUUCCCCCUUCUUCUUCUUCUUCACUUCUUUACUUCUUCUUCCUCUUCUUUAAGCUCAACUGUCUCCUCUUCCCUACUUUCUCCACUUCCUCGACCUCCUUGCUCCCUCUCCUCCUCCUCCUCCUCCUCUUCCUCUUCGCUCGCUCUCGUCUGUGUGAUGCCAGCCUCCUGGGUUAUUGGACCAGAGAGCAUUCCUUUGAGACCACUUAGAAAGACCAGUGGAGGUAGAGAAAGAGAAGGAACAAGAGAAGAGAAGAAGUGAGAGGCUAGUGGAGAGCCUUGGGGGGGGGAGGAGAGCGGAAAGGAAGUUUUUCUGUCAAGGUCGAGUGCGGCUCGGUCUCACAUACAGUUCUUCCCACUUUGCGCGCACACACAUGCACAUAUAUCUCCGCCUGUGCUACCUCUUAGCGGGGAGCAUUUGAUCUUAAGGUUUUAGGAGUUUGUAUCAGACAUGAUAGGUCAAACUCUACAAAAGGAGAUCCCUCUGAAGGUUAAGCGCUCGGCUCAAAGGUCCCACAUGAGCUCUGAGCUUACAACCCUCUGAUCUCCACGCAGAGGAGCAGGAGAGCCGCAGGAUUAUUGGGGGGGAAACUCACGGAUGCUCUGCUGUACUUAUCUGAGCCCAAAUGUGCUUAACUGCAUGUCCCCCUGUGUGUGUGUGUGUGUUUCUGUCCUCUCUUUCCAAGGAGCAGACGGGAGAAAAGACCAACAACGGCACACAUUACAAGCUGCAGCUCCUCUACAGCAACGGUGAGUGGAGGUCCCAGAUUAAAGUGAGAUUCUGAGGGUCUAAUUUUAUCAUUCAGGCAGCCCCUCUAAGGCAUGUAAGAGGAGUUGAAAAGGUCGCCUGUGACAUGACACACACCUUUACGCUUAACUAAUCUUCUUCUACAUCCUCUCCUGAGCUCAGAGAUGACCUCCCUCUCUUUGUCUGAUCGCAAUUCAAGGCAAACUCUGCUGCCCAUGUAUGAAGAGAUAUAAUACAUACUGCCACCCUAACCCAGCUUCCCCUCCUUCCCCCUCCUUCCCAACUCCUCCAGCCCCCCAUGGUGCUCCCACAUCAGAUCAGGGGGGAUACACAGAAACUCGGUUCCCAUGAGCCACUGCUGCCCCUACUCUGCCAUCGCAGUGGCACCCAUGGGAGAGAAGAUAAAAGACAUGUUCCAGAGCAUUCCCCUAAUACAGUCUCCACACACACACUCGUACAUGCGAGCGCACCACAAGCACUUCCUCUACAUCCCCUCCUCUCAUCCUCUUCCCCCGAGCAAUAUCAAAGGCAUCUCAAUCGAGACUUUGAUGAGAGGAACACGUUUUAAAAGCAAUACUCUCUCAAGUCUCCGUAUAACAAAAAUCCUCGGGUAAUGCACUCGUCUCUCAAGAAGCGACUCAUUACACGCCGUUUUUACAUCUCAGGUGAAGAUUUGAAGUGUGUAAAGCUGUGAAAACAUCUCCCUUAAAUACAGAUCUGAUAAAAAAAAGAAGAAGAGAGGAUCAGUCUUUUACUUUUCUACCUGUUGGUGUGUUAGAGAUUAAAGUUGAGAUUAUUCAGAAGUGAAAAGAGACCCACCCGAGGAAGAGCCGCCUGACAAAUCGUGAGAAUGCGGCUGUAAAUUUUGGCCCUGAAGCAGGACGUGACUAAUAAUCAUCAAACAUCGGAUCAUUCCCAAUCCUCCCAGAAAUCAUCAGGGAGAAAUACGAACCACAUGCCAAUCUUCGUCCUCCAUGUUGGCUGGACGGAGUUCAAUGAUCCUUCUGAGAGCGAGAGCAGAGUUUGCGAUAAAAAAUAUUAAUGUCGUAAAUCUUUCUGUUUUAUUUUGAGAGUCCUGAGCAGCCUGUACUUUUUUAUGAAGUACAUUCAGAGGUUUUAGUUUCUUAUUUGCAGUACUUUAUUAUCAUGGUUGACAGAAUCUGCAUGAAUUUACUCCUUCUCUGUAAAAAUGUGAGUUUAUAUUUUCCAAUUUCUUGUGUUUUUGUCUUCCAGGCGUCCGAACGGAGCAGGAUCUCUACGCACGACUUAUCGACUCUGUCACUAAACAGGUUGGUGAACUUUUUCAGGAACUUCUCGAGGUGUAAAUGUCCUGCAGCUAUGAAAGUUAAACUCUAAUCAGAGCUAUAUGAAACUAAAUCUGUCCCAUUGCUCCUCAUUUCCUCCUCUCAGCCUAUAUCGUAUGAGGGCCAAAACAAGAACCCCGAAAUGUGCAGAGUCCUGCUCACACACGAGGUUAUGUGCAGGUGAGUCUUAAACACACAGAACUUCCACCCUCAGGGAUGAAAUCUAAAUACCCAUCACUCUCUCUCACUCAGCUCCGUCUCAUUCAGCCUGAAAUGUGGUUUUGGGACGAUGCUUUAGGCUCUGCUUUCUCUAAAACUCUAGACUGUGGUUAAAAAGUAAGUCUAGCCUGACUGUCAUCAUCCUUGUAAGUGUGGCAACCCCCUGCUGCUUUCUGCUGUAACGCAGCAGGUCCCUGGCCGGCUCCUGUUUCAGAACGCAGAUGCAUUUUAGGGAAUCGAUUCACUUUCUUCCUUCUUAAUGAAAACGUAACUCCAGAUCGUCUGUUUGGCUAAAUUAUCCACUCAGAACCGAGUCCACAUGUGAUGACAAGUGUAGUUUUAAUUUGACAAUGUUUUAUCCAGUUGUUUUGAUAGUAAGGCGAGUUUUUGGAGUCAGAAUAUGGUGAAUAAAGACGAGGAAUCUGGAUGGAGAAGAAGCUGAAGAGACCGGUCCUGAAGUAAGGCGGUGACCCAGGAUUUAAGGGGCAGCAUGGGGGGAAGGAUGGGUCCAGGACCUGGGGAGAGGGGCUGAAACAGAGUUCGGGUUCGCCAUUGUGUAGCUAGCAGAUGCCCAAAUGUGACUCACAGCUGGCUAAUAACAGAGCCGAGGAGGCAGAGGGCAAGCGUCACAGCUGGGGAGUGAGGCCGUCUGACAGGGGGGUGGAGGGGGGCAGGGCAGGGCCAAGCUGGGACACGAGAGGGGUGAGGCGAGGUGUAGGGGUGGCAGAUGGCUAGGGGUGGGGGCACUUUUGUUAUGCAGUGAAGGGGACUUUGGGGAAGGGGGGGCCGGCCAGCAGGCUCCUCGGACAGGACUGCUGACGAAUGGUAGGAUGUGGUGGUCGGUGUGGGUGCGCAGUGAAACGGCGUGGGGGUUGAGUUUGAUUUCGAAAUCAAUGUGACAGAUUGCCUGGCUGGCUUUUCACUUGUGAAUGGUCUCUCACUGUUUGUAGGGUGUGUUGUUGUACCUUUUCUUCCUCUUUUAUUCUUUUGUGUCUUCCUCCCCUCCCCUCUCAUGCCUCCUUUGUGUGCUGCUGGAUCUCCGCCGACUGUGGAGCAGAGCAGUCUGGGCCUGUGGAUGUAGAUGGGCCAGACGAAGAAAGAUGGCUCCUCCUGUUUAAUUUGUUUUUUUUUUUUCCUCCUUUACUAACUUUUUUAUCCUCUUCUCUGUCCACUCAGCCGCUGCUGUGAGAAGAAAAGUUGCGGCAACAGAAAUGAGACGCCAUCUGACCCCGUCAUCAUCGACAGGUAAUGAGGUCAAACCCCGUCUUGUACAGAGUCCAUCACCUCAGACACACACCUCUUCAUACGACACAAUUCAUUGUUGCAUAUGCACACAAACAGAGCAGUCAUGGUGUGAACUGAAACCCUCUUGUGCUGGGAUCUCACUGAACAGAUGUGGUGUUUGAGGCUAAAAAAGAGGAGUACUCGAGUUUGUUGUUCCUCGGAAAGGCAGGCAGGGACUCCAUCGGGGAUUUUUGGGCUUCAUGAGAAAACAUCACGCCAGGCCUUCUCACUUUUCUACCACAAAUGUUCAGCGCUAUUUUUGAGGGGCUCCCGUCGAGCACGGACUUUUGGAGUCGUCUUUUCUUUCCCCCUUAUGCAGCAAUCAGAGCAUGUGGAAAAUCAGCCUAAAGAGAAAGAGAGAGAGAGAGCGAGAGAGAGAUUGGUUUAUUGGUCAUAUAAAGGUUAAACAUCGUCAACAAUGCAAUGAAAUGCCCUGGAUAAGAAGAACCGCUCGACCCAAAGAAGUACAAAUAACACACAUAAGUACGAAGAAGAAUACAAUAAAAUAAGGAUGCAAAAGUAUUACAAAGUCAACCAAAAAGGACGCUGGGGUUUAGUCCAGUUUGAGUGUUAAAAAGUAGAGAAAACACAUUAAUCCAGGUCCAAAACUUUUGCCUCCAGAUAAAAAAGUGAUAUGAUGAAAUGAGGUUAAAACAGGGUGAGUGAAACGGUCAACAACCCAAUGUCUGACUACACCAGUGAGAUUUAAAUAAUCCGCCAAACAUCCCAAAACCACACCCCUCAGUGUCGAUCCCCGGAAGUGACGUACCAAUUAGAAAUCACAUCCUCGACAAAAUAUAUUUUGGCUCCUACAAGAAAUAUUUACAAAGUGGAGAAGCGAUGCAGUAGGUGCUGUCAGAGGGUGAAUGUGUGCAAUGGGGGAUAAGUUAGUGGGAUAAAUGAGGAAUGAAUUGCCAGACUGCACAUGAUGAAUGAGGAAAAUAUGUUUAGAUGUUACUUUAAAAAAGAUCAAAUCAUAAAAUUAACUUGACGAAUUUCGGAGCUUAAAAGCACAGACUGAACAGUAGUUGUUUUUUCACGCACCUGUUACCUGCUGCAUUCAGGUCUUCUCAUAUUUACUCUCUCAGUGAGCACAGACUCAAUGAUGCAUGUUUUGGCGGUAGGGCUGGGCGAUUAACUGAAAAUUUACUGAUACCGAAAUUUAUGACAAUAACCGACAUAUCAGUAUAUUCGGUGUCAAAAUAAAUAAAUAAAAGUUGGUUUUGGAUGUGUGUAGGUAGGUUAGGUUAUGGUCUCAUGUCCCCCUAAGACUCUGUCCUAUGUCUGAGUUGUGACUCCGCCCCAUCCAGUCCGUAACAAAGAGGGAAAGACAGGUGAGGAGAUGGAGGACGGUUCAAAAGUUGUAGCGGCUGAAGUAGACGAAGUUAAUGUGAGAGGGGGUGAGCAGCUUGUGGAGUAGUUAUCGUCCAUUUAUGGUUAUCGAGGUGAACUGCUCAAUAUAUCAUGAUAUUGAUUCGAAACCAUAUCGUCCAGCCCUAAUUGGCGGUGUGUUUAUGCAGAUGUAUAAACACCUCUUAAGGGUCUGCGAGGAAGGCUGUAAUAUAAAGUUUAGGGUCCAGGUCUUUGCGCACUCUUCCUCUCUUUGUUUCUUUCUUCGCCCUGCUGCUGCUGAGAUCUGUUUCGUUUUGGUCACUCAUUGCCUUCAGCAGUCCAGACCCUGCUGCUGCUGCACCUGAAACCUGCUCGAAGCACAGAUUCUCCUUCAUCAGAAGCAUGUGGAUCUUUCAUCCCGGCAGACUGGCUCACAUAUGUAGUAAAUGUUCACCCUGACAGCCAGUUAUCAUCGGGCUUGAAGGAGGAUGACCACCGCCAUAAUCGGCGUGUGUGAGGGCCUUCACGUUCGGGGGAUUUUGGGAGGUCUCACACUGUCUGCCUGGCAUUAACCAGUGUGAUGAAUGCUCAUAAGCAGACCGCAUGUGAAAUACUUUCUCUGUGAUGUCAUGAAUGCAACCUUCGUCUCCUCUUUCCCUUUCCCUCCUUCCUUCCUUUCUUCCUUUCCUCGGAUUGCCUGUCUCGAAACACUCACUUCAUAUACGUCAAGGACCCUUUUCUCUCCCCUCCUCAGUUCGAGCUGGCUGACUGUUGACAGUGUGUCUCAGAGGAUCUCUGCUGAAGAUAGUUUUCAUAUAACGGAAAAAUCGGGCUGUUGUCUUUUGAAAAUUUUCCCAGAAUACCUUAGAGCAGCUGUUUUUCUCGUUUACUGUUGCACAUUACUUCCUCAAUAACCCCCUCGGCGCUGCUUUCAUACUUCCUCCUAACAUGGCCAAACCUCCUCCAAAUUUGUUUGUAAGUAGCUUACAGAGGAGAGGAGCGAUCUAUAUCUCCUUGUGUGUGUGUGUUCGUGUGUGUUGACCUACUGUACUCUCUAAUCACGCCGCGCACAUCCCCUCCUGAUUGGGGCUCCUCUCUUCUGACUGGCCUGUGAAAUCCUCUCCUCGGGGAGCGGCCUAUUAGCAAACAGUUAAUUUCUGAUAAGCCAAUGAAAUUUGGCGUUGGCCUGUGCCCUUUCAUCCCACCUUCAGCGCACAUUAUCUUCUCCGCUGCACAAACUCGAACCGAAAGAGCCAAAGAAAUGGAAGGACGCGCUUUUUGUGUACGUUCAGAGCGCGCACACACACUAUUUGUCGUCAUAUAUUUUAACGUGCGCGUAGAGAUCCUUGCACGUUUAUUUACGCAUGUAUGUGGAUGUAUGCGCAAUCGUCUAUGUGUCUCUGUGACCCCUGCUUUGACCUUUUUCUCUACACUGCUUAGGUCUUAAAUUAUUCAUGUGUGUGUGUGUGUGUGUGUGAGUGUGUGUUUGGAGGAGACGGUCUGUUUCUGUGGCUCCAGUAAUCAGCCUCCUGCUCCCAGCCCCAACACCUGUUCUCCAAUUAACAUGCAGCGUGCUGGGGCCCACUCGCUCCUCUCGCUCUCUACCCCUUUUCUUCCUCCUUUUCUCCUUUCUCUCUCCGCCUUAUGCUCCCUUGCUCCCCUCCUCGCCUCCCAUCUCUUCUUCCUCUUCUGCGCUCCCUACCUCUUUUUCCCCUCUUGUCUUCCUGACUUCUUCUCUCCACAUAGCUUAAUUCCUCUGCUCUUCUUCCCAUUUUCUCCACCUUACCGUCUCCUCCACCACCAGCAGCUCCCGCCCCCUCCCUCCCUUUAGCCUGUCUAAUUUUGCCAUAAUUAGGCGGUGUCAUUAGGACACCUACCCAAGCACAAGGGAGUUUGCAAUUCCCCGAACGUCCCAAACCCCCACUUUUCUAAUCUCCUUUCCAUAUUGUUUCAGUUUUUUCUCCCCCUUCUCCUGCUGCUGCUGCUGCACACACCACCCCUCCUCCGCCUCCUCUUCUCCCUAAUCCUGAUUUGAGUGAAAGGGGAGAGAGGAGAUCACAGCUGAUCCAUAGGGAGGGGUGCAGGGGAUGGAGGGUGGAGGGGGCCGGGGAAUGAAGAGGGCAAGGGCAGUCGUUGACAAAGAGAUGACUCUUCAGGGGGAGAAUUAUCUAACGCCCGCUCCCUGCUGUGUCUAAUAGUUUCACAAUUAUCUCAUCUUAACUUUGGGUGAACCGCCGCGCUCACAGCGCUGAUGUGACUCCUCUGUUUGGAGAGCUUCUUAUCUUUGAAUGAUGAGGAGGCUUGUCCAGUGAUUGGUUAGAUGAUUGAUCAAUAGAUAGAUAGAUAGAUUGAUUCCUAAGGGCUCAUCAUCAUAAAUCUUCCUUAACUCAGUCACUGUUUUGACUUCUUCUCUAAUUUGGCGCUUUUUUUCCUUUUUUUCCAACAUUAACUGUCGGGAAAGUAGUUUGAGAAUUGUGAAGAAAAUAAUUGAACAGAUAUUGAAAAUGGAUUGAUAUUGUUGAUUUAUGAAGCCAAAAUAGACAUGUUACUGUUUCUCACUGCUUGAUAUUUCUCUAUUUCUCCACAAUCAGCUGGCUGCUUCAUCAGUCUUGUUUUCUUUGACUCCUUACAGGUUUCCUCUGAAUUCUUCUCGGUAUUAACCCAGGCAGAUCUGUUAAUGGCAGGAUUAUUGGCCAGCUGACCCCUGACCCCUGAAAAACUAUAUUGGUUCUGGGCCAAAGCUGGCCCCUGUAUUUAUGAGUGAACCAUGGCUUUACAAUGGAGACAAGCAGAUGUCAGUAUUAGUAUUAGACCGUGGUGUUUGAGAUGGAAAAGGGGGCCGUCUCAGCGUGUGUGUGUGUGUGUGCUUUUAUAUUUGGCUAAGACGCUGGGAUCAAUAGUUGGUCAUGAGGAGUGUGUGGAGGGAUCCAUCGUAAGGCAAGAGUCCAUGAAAGGGGGGGGUGGGGGGGUGAUCAAUGGCAAGCACUAUCUCACUAAUUGAUCCUGUUUCCAAGAGGGGUCUUUUUUAACAAGCGGGCGCUCAGAGAAAAGAGGAAUAAUCAAUGAGAAUUUUCCAAUCUUGUCAAUACGGUUCCCUCCCCUGGACUCAAAAUAAGCUCUCAGAGGUUAAAACAUCCUCCUGCAUAUCAUCAUUUUUUAAUACUGACCCUGUUUCUAAAGCUCUACUCUAACAAAGUUUGGUCUAUGAGUUUAUCAUUCUGUUAUUUACAUGAUGAAGAGUUGUCACGGGCUAUAGCUCGAUUUCAGAUGCUUGUCUUCAAGAGGAAUCCAUUACUCUUAAUCUCAGGUUGUGGGUUGUAUUGAUCUGUUUGUAGUCCUGGUUCUAGUUAUGUGCUUGUACCACAGCUAUGUUUCCAACUAGUCAGUGCAGGGAUCUGCUGUUUUCUCCGUCCUAAUCGAUGAGUGGAGGGUGUUUUAGCUCCACACUCGGUAAUGUUUAUAUUUCUAGAUACUAACCACGUCUACAUGGGUGAAAUUUCUUGAUCUGAUUAAAAAUUUGAGGGAUUGGAUGAUCUGAAUCCACUGUUUAUGUAGGUGCGAAAUUGAAUAAUCCGAUCAUGCACCAAGCUUUUUUCAGAUUAGAAAAAAUUGAGCGUCAUGUAAACAUGUCGAUCGGAAGAUUCUGAUCCGAUUCGGCUCAAUCGGAAAGAAAUUGUAUUCCGAUUGGGAGGGGUGUUUAUGCCGAUCGUUAUUCCGAAACGCCUCCAUGUAAAAACACUUAUUCCAACCGUGACACUCUUACCUGACUCGGUCUUCGCAGUCAGUAACUUUUUAAAAAAUUUUUUGCAUCACCACUUUUUUUUUUUUCGUCAUUAACUUCGGUUGUGGCUUUUUUAUCUGCGCCGUUUCUUUUUUUGUUUGCAGCGUGCUUCAGUUUCUUUUCCGUUGUGACCUUUUUUUUUCCACUCUUGUUUUAUUUGCAGCAGCGGCGGUUCUUGGCCACCGUAGAGAGCGACCCACAAGAGUUAUCAUCAGAGAACAUGUAAUCGCCUUUCUCUCAGCUGCUGAUCACAAACACUCCUUCUUACUGAGUAUUCGUCCCACCCUAUUCCUAAUCUUAAGAAAUAAAAAUGAAACCAGGAGGAAAAUUAACAGCUCCCAUUUCAGACCUUCAGACAUAGAGGCAGUGCAGGUACAGCGUGCCAGUAUCAGUCAGGACGAGCAUCUUACAGCUAAAAGAGAAACCUUAACUGGGAGUCUGAGAAACAAUCUCCUGAAGUGACAUUGUUGUCUCGCACAUAAAACUCUCAUAUAUAAUGACCUAACAGGGCAACUUGGCUGCAGUGCUUGAGUAUGCUUCAGGGAGAGGGGAGGAAUUCGACCCCUGACACAGUCCAACAAAUGUUACUGCAUUUAUUCUUUGGCUGAUAGUUUAAUGUUCUUUUCCCAAAGACUUUCUAUUUUCUUUUCUGUUUAAGCCGAAGCAGAAGGAGGCUGGUGUUCCCCGCCAUUAGCAGUAUAAGGAGGAGGAACUAUCCGGCCUGUAGUGAAAAAGACAUUCAGAAGAGCAGGGGGAAGUGGCCCGCAGCGUGUUAUUUCUUUAAAUUUGUUUAAGACGGGCAGGCUCGAGCAGGUGGAUGGAGUAACAUAGAAACAGAUGGUCAGACGGCUCUCUGAGACAUUUACAUACAGCAACAAAUGACAUCUGAAUAGUUUAUUGUCAAACUGUCCAGACAGUGUUAAUCCGUAAAGAACUGUAAAAAAGAAGGGUACAGUUUUACUGCACGAAAAAUCUGUGUGCAUGUGUAAGAUAAAAUGUUCAAGACUCGAUAUCUGCACAAGUUAUUUAUGAACAAUAGCUGCGUUUACAUGGGCACAAAUAAUCGGAAUAAAUGCAUGAUCGGAAUAAAAAUGCAUCAUAAUGACGGUGCACCGGUGUUUUACGAUCUAGGCACAGAACACGACGGUGAGAAGACAAGCAAAGAAGUUAGUGGAAAGGUUAUUGUUUAAUUUUGCUUCGUAAACUUUUCAAUGUAGCGCUUUGAGUUGAUAUGAAAUUGAAAUGAAGCGAACACGACACUGGCAUCCUCCAGAUCAACUUCAUAUGGACUUAGGCGCUACAUGGCCUAACCAAAUGACACAUCGAAAAGUUUAUGAAGCGAAAUUAAACAACAACCUUUCCACUUACUUCUUUGCUCGUCUUUUCGCCGUCGUCUUCUGUGCCUGUGUGCGUAAAACACCGGUGCAUCAUCAUAAUUGGUCCCUGGCAGCUCACUUCCGAUGUGGCUUUUUUUAAUUUGCAUCCUUUUAUUUUCUCAGUAAGUUACUUUUUUUUUGCAUUGCCACUUUUUUUUUUCUCGUCAACUUCCAUUGUGGCUUGUAAUCUGCACCAUUUCUUUUUUUAUUUGCAGUGGGCUUCGGUUACUUUUUUCUUCGUCUUUUUUUUUUUUGCAUCAGUGACUUCCAUUGUGCUUUUUUAAAUUUGCAGCAGUGGCUGUUCUGGGCCACCGUACUCUCUCCCCUACUUUUAACCAAACUUACUAAAAGGAUGUGGAGGCAGCUCCUGGCCAGAGAAAGAGCUGCAGAUGGGGUUGGAAAAGUCACACCUCUCGAGUUUCUAUAAUAGGGAAUACUUUUCUCUUUCUAUUUUUUUUAAAAAAUCUUCACAUCUGUUGCACCUCUUGUCGUUCUGUCACUGCAGCUGUAUGUCCUGUUACAGGAGUUUUAUUUGCCUUGCGCACGACACGACAUGAAAUUUCAGGACCCGUCGUAUCACCAGUCCAGGUCACAGUGAUGGUAGACCGCACAGCAAACUGACGCACUUAUUAAUAUGUGUGCAUAAAAUACCUGUCCGUCACGCACACAUACACGCACACAGACUAAGUCAAACACAGCGGUCCCCUCGGUCCGCUGUCACAGGUCUCUCUCCCUGGUGGACGCGUACUGUCCAGUCCCACCAGACCCCCUGUCAGCGAGCCCCUCAGGCAGGGGGAGGCCAGGCAGCGUGGCGACAGGGCCCUGAGGCUCCAGUGCACACCACGGCACACAGGCUGGACCACUGAGCAGCUGGCACCGGACCGCGGGGAUGGCUCCUCCCUGGGGGCAUCGCGAGAGGGAGACUGACAUGAAGACAGACAGGGAGAGACGAUGCGAUGUCUAGAAUAUCAAAUCCACUGACAGGUACUGCGAGAGGAGCCUCACUCUGAGUUACACCGAGGAAAAUGAGUUCAGGGACCUUUUCUGCGAUGUAGUCUCAUGUGAACGAGGAACAUCCGGGACUCCAGCGUACACAGGAAGUGUGUAAUGAGUGGUGGGUUAUGAGCCUAGUUUGUGUUCGGUCACCUUUGCUCGGCUCCGGCCUGUGUUGGCUGUUGUGGCUUGAACCCUGACACGAGGAGUAGGCCUGGUUUGUUUUCUUUAAGGGAGCCUACAGAGGAUGGGGGGGCAGUCGAAAACAGAGGACAGCCAAGAAAUGUUUUGACAGGAAAUAGGAUUGGACUAGCAAUGGGCUAAUGGGGGGGCAGCAGGGGGGCUCUUUGAGGAGGGCGGUGGGGGGAAUUAGAAGUUUUGAGUUGCAGCUGAAUGGCGCUCUAAAAGGCCUCGCUCUCCUGGAGUAGCUGGGGCGAGCCCUACCAUUUGUCUGGGCUCUAAUGGGGUUCACCUUUGGUUGAGCGGUGUAGAGAUUAAGUAGGGGCACUUAGAGGAUCAGAAAGGGGCAGAUUAGCGUGAUUUAGAGGGUCUUCAAAUCAAGAGUAAGUGAGCUGUAUGGGGUGGGAUGUUCAGAUACAGUUGUCAGUGGGUUUAUUGUUCAUGUGAAAUCUCUGUACUGGUCUUUUUAUUUGCGAGGAAGUCCUGAAUCAGUGCAGCGAGGAUCUUGUGUUUGCGUGUCUAUGUGUGAGUGUGGGCGUGGAGUCAGAGGCCAGUUAGCGAUGGUAUUUAGGAACAAGGGUUGUUUUCUUUGGCUGGAUGCUGCCUCUGUGGGUGGAGCUGCAUGUCUGUGUGUGUAUCUGUGUGUAUAUGUGUGUGUGUUAUCGGUCACCCCCUCCUUAAAUUUCACUAAUGACUUAACAAUGCCCCCUGGUGCCGCUCCGGCCCUCUGGCCACCUUGUAAGUUUGUUUGUCUGUUUAUCUGGGGGUCUGGGUGGAUUGUAUUUCUCACAGGAGUUACAUUCGUCUAAAAAUUCUCCACCCGUCCACUUUUUAAACAUUUGCUAACACUAAUAUUUACACAUGUGCUGUAUUUCUUUGUAAAUUAGAUUAAGUCUUCCUUUUGGCUUGUGCUCAAGAAACACUGUGAGAAAAAACAAGAUGAGGAUACAAUAGAUCUGCAUUUCAGAGAGCAUCUACUUCUGUUAGAGAGUGAGAGAAAACCAUUUAGAGUUCAGUUUUCGAUCUUUACACGGCUCUUUCCAUGUCUUUAUGGAGGAGAUGCAACAAAUGAAAAUAAUAAUAAUAAUAAUAAUAACAUAUAUCUACAUACACAGGGUUAACACCUCUAGUAUUCUUCUUUACUCCCCAGUCACCGCCCCACAACAAAUCAGACUUCUGUCCCACACAAGAUACAGCGCCCGUCCACAUCAGAACUCCUCCUCUACUCAUCCAUCUCGCUCAAAUCUCAUGUGGGGACUCCGUAGUUUGAUGAAAAUCUCCUUUUUAUUGUUCAAUCAUAAAAAUUAGUUCUUCGUAGCAGGCUAUUUUAUUCAUUUCUUCCAACCAUUCAUUAAAUUGUGUAAUAUUUCUUGUUUUCAGUGUCUUAGAGUAAUCCUACGCCUGGUAGUAAGGGCCAGUCUACACCAUAAAGAGUUUGCGAGAGUGAUAACUCUGUUCCCUCUAUUAUUAUGCCCAAAAUACAAAGGGUGGGGCUCCGAGGUAGAUCUAUCCUGGAUAAUAUUAUAUUUUCCAUCAGAUUCACACAACUUCAAUCUCGUCAUUUUAUAAGAGUCCAAUAAAGCCUAUGGAUGAUUUUAUAUGUAAUCAGACUGGUCUUUAUCUCUCUAGAUGUUCUAUUCCAGGAUCUAGUUAUUUCCUCCCAUUUCUCCAUCUCGCCCUGUAGAUCCUCUUCCCAUGCUCUCUUGAUAGCAUCAAGUUUUGGUGGGUGGGAUUGUCUCAUAAGACGGUAAAAUCUAGAUGCACCGCCCCAAACCCCUUGGUUAUUCUGUACUAGUUUUUCUAACUCUGUUUGAGGUAGCAGGGGGAGUUUUCGUUGUACAGACAAUUUACAGAUUCUUAACUGCAAAUAUUUCCAAAAGUCUUGUUUGGGGAUUCUGUGUUUAGUUACCAGUUGGACAAAAGUCAUAAAAUCAUUUCCCUCAAAAACAUCUCCAAUAUAAAUAAUCCUUCUUCAACCCAUGAUUUCUAAUAGAGUGUGUUUUUUUUACCCACUUUCAACAGUUUUUUAUGCCAUGAGAUGCAGCAAAUUUAAGAGAAAUGAAACUUUCUGAUGAAACGAGAAGAGAGAUCGAACGACUGCAGCGUCUUUACAGUCUUUUGCAUACAUGCAUAUCCAUGUGUGUGUUUCAGUGUGUGUUUGUGUAAUAGUCCUGAUGAAUCCGUCAGGGCUGAGGGCAGGGGGUGAUGUGACUGCUGACAGGCUCCCAGCAGGCCUGCUGAGAGCUCCAACAGUCUGUGUGCCCUCCCUGAAGCCCCCCCAUCACCCGGCUCCCCUUCUCUUCUCCUUCUCCUCAUCCUCGGCUCCUCACAUUUGCUGUGUAUUAGCCACGGACAGUAAAUUACAGCACCCUGGACCUCUGAGUGAUUCCAUUCCCAUCUCUUCACACGUUCUCCUCCUCCUCCUCCUCCUCCUCCUUCUUCUCUCCCUGCAGCACCAUUACCCAGCUCACCUUCUCUCCUCGUCUAUCUGUCCGUCUCCCUCCUUUUUCUCUCGUUUUGAUCCGUCUCCCUCACUUCUGUCUGUCAUACUCGUCCUAGCUCCUUGCCUCCCUCAACCCUGUCAGAUUUCUCUCCCCUUUCUGUCUUUCUCCUCUCACUUCUGUUAGACUUCUCAUCCUCCGUUUCUUCUAUUGUGUCACGCUACACGGCUCUCUCUCCCUUACACAUUCUCUCCGCUCCCCCCGUUUACUUUCUUACAAGCAGGUCCCUGUUGUCUCGGCUUCACAGGUUUCUCUUCUACUUCUGUCUCUCGUCCUCCCUCCUUCCCUGCCUCUCUCUCCCCUCUUUGCUCUCCCUCCUCCCUCCCUGCCGUCUCUCUCUCUCUCUCUCUUUCUGGAAACAGAUGUUGUUUGUCAGAUCUUAUCAUUACUGGCUAAUUAAGAAGACAUCUCUUCUCCUUCUGUUGUUGCCUCUCCUCUCCCUCUCGGUGCCAUCCAUCCUACAGUCACUGUUCCUCUCUGCGAAAGGUUUCAGGUCGAGCUUUGAUUCGGCGGCGUCAUUGAUAAAUCUGAUUAGUGACUGAUUGAAAGAGUAUUGAGAAACGAAGAGGAGUUCUGGUGUAUUGCAGAUGACCCCUGGUUUGUUUGAAAUCUACUCCCCUGUAGGAUGCACUCCAUCCUCGGCUGACAGUUGAGAGUAUAUUUGAAUCCUCGUCCCUCAGGAGGCGCUGAGCAUGCUGGGAGAGGUGAGGCCACUGAUGGGACUUCUAUUCCCUGUCCUGGUUGUGAAUUCAUGUUCUCCAGACUUUGAAUAUCUCCCCAUAUCCAUCUAUUUGGCAGGCUGACCGCUGUCCCAUGUGGCCCAGCUUAGUAUGCAAUCUAUGCUUUCGGCUAAGCUUGGGAGACUGAAAAAUUCAUUCAUUUGAAAUUGUUGAAAUGCACAUUUAGCAGCUAGCAAUGUGAGGCUGGGCGGUAAAACACUUUUGCACCCAGGAGAAAGCUCGUUGAGACACUCUAGUGCCUCUUGUGUACGCUUCCCAUCAUCCCACUUUCCUCCUCUCAGCCCCAUUUUUCCCCCCAGCUCACUCACUUUAGCGGUGUCAGGACUGAAGCUUUUACUGCGCUACCAAGCUCUAUAAAUCAGCGCUAGUGGUUUAAAUGUUUAGCUUUGUCACAGUUCUCAGGUUUAGAGGCGGGGUGGGCCGGGGCGGAGGUUGUAGGGGUGAAACCAGCCUGGGAGGCAACAGAGGUAGGAGAGUAGAGGCCGAGAGGGGCACAGAACCAAACCAGCAGGAGAAUUUAUAAGGAGCUGAUGUCUCACAUGUGCUGGCUGUCUGUCGGAGAAUACCUGGAGUCAGUUUACGGACUGAUUCUUUCACCUCUGAUCAAUACGACUGGAUAUUAGAGACUUCUGACAUCCUGCAAUUAUAUCAGCUGAGUUAGCCCCAAGUAUAGCCCACAUGUGUUGUACUUGGCUUUGCUUCAGAGGGAAGAAAUAUUUUCCCUUUAAUUUAUUUUGAAGUGGUCUGAAUUAUUAUUUAACUCAAUAGCUAUCAUAUUAAAGAAUGGGGAAAAUAAAACUAUUAAUCUGUUAAUCUAAGCAAACAUACUGUCACAGUAUUUUAUCACUCGGUGCCUUGAGGUCAGAUAACAAGCUCCAUAAAAACAAAUAUUGUCUUAAAAAGUCCCGUUUGUGCUUCACUUUCCAUUUUCUGCGACUUUAUACUUUCACUUAAAUCCAUCCAGAGAGGGGGGGAUUUUAAAUAUGGUUCAUAUUUUUUAAACCCUAAACUUAUGUGACAGCUAAACAGGAAUUACUGGAUUUAUAAACUAAUUUAAGAGUUAAAUUAUCACAUUUAAAACAUAACAACAUAUUUGAUAUUUUAAGAAAAAUGUAUUUUAAAAAAAUCCGACAACACCAAAUAAAAGCAAAUUAAAGUUUUUAAUAUAAUGUAUCAGGAAUGAUGUAGUGAGUACAUGGAUAUGUGAAUGACAGUCUUUAAAGGGUGUGCAAAACCUGGUAGUGAAGCAGAGGGAUCUUCACUUAACAUGAUUUCUCUUGUGACAAACAAAAGAAACAAACAAUUUGAUAUUAAGUGGUUAUUUAAAGACGAUUUGAUUGAUUCACAGAUGUUUUACCAAAUAACCACAUUUUUAGGUGACACUUUCAUGGCAUACUUGCAAGACAAAUUUACAUUUACUAAACAUUUCAUUUCACUUUUUGUUGUUAUCAGUAAUAAUUCAUAUUAAAGGGAUUAUUUUAAUCGAUGGUAAUGGUAAGACAAAGUGACAAAGCCUUAGUAAACACUGUGAACACAAUAACAGAGUUUCACCUCAUUAUUGUUGUUGACGAAAACCUCUAUUUCUGUUCGUGCUUUUAUUUUGAUAUUUUCUCAAGCUUCAGUUUCGUUGACUUUAUUUCCUGUGUGGUGAAACUAUGAAACUUUAAUUCGAAGAACUCUACUUCUGGUGGUUUGUAAAUUGGAGAUGAAUGAAAACCGUUAAAAGAAUGGUUAGGAAGUAUAAAUGUGUCGGAGACAAAUAACCCGAGCGGGAACAAACUCCUGCUUUAUUUUGGUUUCAGAUUUUUCAUCAGCAUUAAUUUAAAAAGUGCUUAGUCAUCUGUCAGAAGGCUUCAACAAGCUCGUUGGCAGUGCGCUACUUCCCCUCAAAAAAAAUUUAAUAAAUAAAUAAAAUAGAAUACAUAAAAAAUAAAUAGAAUUAAAUUAAAUCAAAGAAAUUAAAGAUAGUAAAAAAUAAUAACAUAAAAAUAAAAAAUUAAAUUAAAAAAAAAGAUAAUAAUAAUAAUAAUAAAAAAACUUCCCCUCAUCCUAGUUUUAUAUCUGGUGGCAGCCAGCGUAAGCGACCACUACUAUGAAGUUAUGGUAAAACUUUUACUAAAUUUCAGCACUUUAUUAGUAUUUUAUUACUUCUAAAAAGAAGUUUACCAUUGCAAUAAAUUUAGUUGCUACAUUCACCUCUGCUACAUUCUGAUUUAACUUUGUACUGAUCUGCACUUGCUGUUGCCUGGAUUGCAGGACAGGAUCUUGCUCCUCUUUUGCCCUAAUACUCCGUCAUACAAGACUCCUCUUUAUGGUUUGAAUCAUGUUGUCCUUAGCCGCGUUUUGUCACUUUGAGAAAAGUUGAUCAUUGAUUUUUUGAGGUUUUGAGCUUUCUGAAUCAAAUAUUGGAAGUGAUGCUGCUGUUUUUACUUCUUUCUUCUCUCUUGUAUUUUUUUAAUCACUCUGAGUACAAUACAACCACAAAACUGACAGACACAGUUACCUCACAGUGAAAAAUAAAACGACAACACAAGAUACAAGCAAAACAAAGCAGAAGGCAACCUCACAAAGUCAGACAUAAUUGUUAUAAACGCUUCAAAACGUCAGCCUGAAUACAGCACAUGGCAAAGAAUAGUGCACUUAAAUCAACAUCAAUACUAAUUAAUAUGUGUGAAAACUGGGCUCUUUCAAAUUUCACUGUCAACUAGUGCAGGAGACUACAGAGCCUUCAAGAUGUAUCCUGACACUAACUUCAGAGCUCAUCUAGAGCAACAAGGAGCCUCCCAAUCUUCAACAAUAAUUCUCUCAUCCACUAACAAACCAUGAAGGUCUGCCGCACAAGCAUGUGGUAACAUAAUAGAAGCUUCAGAGCAUAACAAGGCAAUCAAAGCGUCACCGAGAGCGCCCUUUGUUAUCUUACAUCUGUCACAUAUUUCAGAAACAUCAGCACUCAUUUUGUUAAUCCGUCUUUUUAAGAAAACUGUAACUUUGAGCUGGUGGUUGUUAGACGUCGUUUGAAGAAGUGGAGGUGUCACUGGCUGAUGUAGUGACCAGCCAUCUGCUAACAGAGCGAUAUCUGGUGAAUCAGCUGUUUUAUUAAUGCCCAACAUGAAGUCGGUUUGGCUCUGUGACAUUAGCUGGAGGGGGGAGAGAGAAGCUGAUGCCACAGAUAUCCUGUAUGUUUUAGAAAAGGGGGUGGAGGUGGGUGGGGGUGCAGGCUGGUGUGAAAGGUCCUGUGGUGGUAUGUGACUGAGGGGGUAUCAGUUCGUGGAGGGUUUUCUGUGCCCCAUUAGCAGUGUCAAAGGUCAUGUGCCCCGGGUGUUAACCCUGGUGACCAGUCUAGCUUCCAGUCUGCCAGGGGACCUGAGUCCAGGGGUAUUUAUUACUGCCCCCCUCCCUCACCUCCCCGCUCCAUCCCCCAAACACGGCUCUCCCAAUGGAGGAAAACAAAACAACUCCAGCCCCCCUCACCCCCUCACCCCUUCCUCAGCCUGGGUACAUGUACUAAUUAGACACAUAUCCAUACACUGACGCAUGACGACCCAUCUGUGGAUUUCUGGAAUAUUCUUAGGUCAACACUGGUUUAUCCAAAUCCAAGCAUGUAUAACCACAGGCUGCAGCGUGUUUUUGACCGCUUUUAUUCACACGGUGUCUUAAAAAUUAACCAACAUAUGAAUUAUAAAUAUUUGUUUUUAAUUCAGCCUCUUUUAAGGUCUGUUUUAGGGCUGGGCGAUAAAACGAAAAUGAAAAUUUCCCCUCAAUAUCAAUAUAAAACAUGGUCAAUAUGCUUUAGGGAAGUUGCUCCGGGUCCGCUUCGUGCUGAAUUAGAACCAAGUAGCAAACAACUGCAGAGCUACACGCAACCAUAGCACUUAAACAUGUGAAGCCGACAGCACUGAAAAUGAAGAAUGCAGAAAGAUGACAUUCACUGGCACAAAAACGUCGGUGGUGUGGAGGUAUUUUAGUUUUUUGAGGUCAGAAAUGAAGCAGAGUAACGUGCAAAUUAUGUUGAGUACAUGUUCCCACAAAGUCGGGGAAUACCUCAAAUCUUUUUCACCACCUGAAGCAGCGCCACGCUGCAGAGCAUGCGCAACGCAAAAGGUCACAAACCCCGAGCAGAGCAGGGAGCCCAUGGCGCCUGUGCAGCCAAAACAGCCGACCAUUCAGUCUGCUUUCUCUCACGCAACGCCUUACGACAAAACGUCAAAGAGACACAGAGACCUCACAGAUGAAGCAGCUUAUUAUAUUGCAGAAGACAUGCUGCCAAUAAGUACUGGUAAACUUCAUUUCUUAUAUUGUGAUAUAUAUUAAUAUCGACUGAUAUGAAAAAAUAUAUUGUGAUAAACUUUUUGCCGUAUCGCCCAGCCCUAGUCUGUUUACUUUUUGUGUUUUAAUAUUUAAAGUUGGGUCAGGAUUCAUUCCUCUUCACUUCCUCCUGAGUUUUAGCAUGAAUGUGUGUGUGUGUGUGUGUGUGUGUUCCUUGUGUGUCCAGUGUGUGACAUUCGCUUGCAUACAUGCAUACAUCUGGGCCUGCUGCAUGAGUUAGUGCUCUCAGUGUGUGAGUGUGGCAGAGGAAGGCCCUCUGCAUGUCAGUAUGUUUUAAUGCCUCACAUCUGGUUUCCUAAUUUUCCUCCCUCCCCUCAGCUCUCCUCCACCGCGAUGUCAGGACACUGUUUUGUUUUUUCAGGGUGGGUGGGGGGACUCUGAUGAGUGAUGGCCCUGAAUACAGGACAUCAACAUUCUCUUCCUCUCCAGCUCCGUCUUCUCUUCUCAUCCUGUCCUCCAUUGUCUCUCCUUCUUUUAAUUUCCCACAAUUAAAAAAGAAUUAGAGAUUUGACUCCUUUUGUGUCAUCGCCUCCUUCUCCUCUUAUACAUUUUCCUUCUGUCGGAGCAGCAGGGCAUCCACAUAUGCUGGUCAAAAUUUACAGCCUCCUCCUCCUCCUCAUUCUUUACCUUCAUAUUUUCCCUUACAUACUUUUGCAUUAAAGCAUAAAUUUUUCAUUUUUGCUCCAGCAUCCAGAAAGAAAGAGCCCCCCUCCCUUAAAAAAUAGGCAAAUGGAGAAAGUUUUCAAGCUGUGAUGGAAACCAACUUGAACCCGGUGUUAAAGCCUUUUGCAUCAGAUACUUGAAGAGCGGCUGCUACCAGUAAACCUUCAUUUACAAUGAGCACAGAGGGCGACGUGUUUUAUGUCUAUGUGAAAAGGCAGUUUAUGUCAACAGUGAUUAGUGCUGAUGAAUGCCUAUGAACAUUUUUGUGGAGGGUCCUGUGCUGCUAAGGUGCUCUCUGCAUGAUUAAGGCCAUAUGUAAAGUAGAGUGUGUAACACUUAUGUGUAACAGAUGCUCAGGAGGAGUUAGAAAUGUGAAACUGGAGUCCACGCCGAGGAGGGAAAUAUUUACAAAAUCUGGAUUUCUUCUAUUGUUUUUAUUGUCGUGACUUGCUGAUUGGUCGCUGAAUGAGAUUUUUGCUAAGCAAGUUGUCACCGUUCGGAUGGGCGCCUCACGCUGCGAGGCCUGUGUUCAGUCUUGGGAACUGAAGCAGAUGCAGACAAAAGGGAGCAGGGGCCUUGACAGAGAUGCAGAAGUGAGGACAGAGAAGAAAAAACAGACUCCCUGUGGUGCCUCAGUGGAAAAUGAUCCCAAGGUUUAAGACUUGGGGUCUAUGUUUUGUUUGUGUUUCCUGUUUUAAGUGAGUCUGUGGAGGGGAGAUGUGGUGGAGGAUAAAACUUGGUUUCCAUUUCCAGUUACAGUGAACUUUGUCAAAUUUAAUCCAAAUUUGUCACUGAAAGAAAACGAAAAUAAUCCAGAAGCUUGCGUUUGUUAGAAAGAUAUUUUUUAAUUGCAUAAAUCAUCAUUAUGGAGCAAAUCUUAAUAAAUCAUAAUUUGUGUGCAUCACAGUUUUAUUCCUUCAGCUUUAUUUACUCUUUGAUUUUGACGUCAGCAGCGUUUUAAACAAACUGUCGUCAUUUUACUCUGCUUUGUUGAAUAUUCUGUGAAUGUAAAGAAGACUGUAAAUACACAAAAACACUAUUGUAGCUCUUUGAAAAUAGCCUUUUCUCUGUAAUUUCCCCGUGACAUGAAGAUCACCUCCAUUUCUCUGCAUGUUCUCCUCAUCUCCUGCUCUGCAUGGGGAGGUGUGUGGGUGUAUUACAUUACCCAAACAAAAACAAACAACACCAAUAUUAAACUUUUGCAACCACAAUAGAGGAGGGGAUAAAAAACAGAGGGUCCUCGACUUCUUAUUAAUUAUGCAAGAUUAGUCUAAUUAUAAUUCAGCAAAUGAAUGUGUGGCAGAAGGUGCGAGGCGACGGGGCUGGGAGAUUUGCAUGUUAAGUGGGCAGGGGGAAGCGGCUAAUGCAUGCUAAUAUAUGCGUCAAUGUCUCGCUUUAAUUUCAGCAUUUGCAGCUGUGUGCGUCCAAACUGAGGGGGGUGAAAAGUUGACUCAAUGGGUUUUUUGGGAGGGGGGCAAAGGUGGGGGGUGUCGGCAUAUUAGAGUGUGCAUACAUGCAUGUGGAUGUGUGUGUUUUCUGUGUGUGUGUGUGUGUGAGGCCUCCGGUGUCAAACAAACAGGGAAUGAUGAGAAAAAGUCAACAAACAAGGUCAAGAACCCUCAGAGGGAGCACAAAGCCUGAGAUGGACAGAGACAAGCUCUCAAUUAGGGAUGUGAUUUCACUAUCUGAGGCAUCAGCGCAACUUUUAUCACGUCAGUCAGUUAAAUGAAGGAUGACUGCUGCGAGGAUGAACGUUACGUGGCUGACAGGGCUGCGCCGUUGAGGCUAAUGUGGCUAAACCACGGGCUGACAUGGACCUGGUUAUUAAAACCAAAAAUGUGGUCCCUGCCCGGACUUACCUCUUUAUAAAUGACAGAUACAGCCUUUUAAAAUGAGCCAUAAUGUAAGAAUCAUCGCAUGGCAUAAAACUUACCGACAGUCGAGCUCGAACCAGAGGUAAUAAAAUGAAACGGGACACUUUUGGUCCCACUUCAGAGAUGGGAAACAAACUGAAUAACUUUCCUUUUAUAUGUAACGUGUAAUUUUAUUUAAAUAAUGUAUAAAUGUAACAGUUUUCGAAAGACUACGAUGACAAAAGAAGUGGUAUGAAGAAGUUGGAGACAUGCAGAUGUGCCCUUUUACAUGUUUCCACCCAUAACUUGAAGUCUAGUGCAGCUUUGAGGUUGGAGGUCCGAACUUUCGCUGAUAAAUUAUAACCCCUCUUUGCCAACAACAAUAUUGAUUGUCCUCCAACAAAAUAUCUCAAAUCAAGAAAUAUUGGACACACUGCUGGAACUGAGCGCUGGUUUCAAACCGGGCCCUGUUCACAUGGGAGGAAGCUGGAGCGAGUGAUGGAAGAAUAGCGAGGAAACGCUGACAGAAUGAGGGAGAGAUUAGUAUUCGAUGGGAGGGUUCAGGGCUGAGGGGCCAAUAUGAAGUUGCUCUCCAAACAAGCUCUCUCCAUUAACAUGACUUAUAUUUGCAGAGAGUGCAUUGUGGGUGGGAUUGGCGCUGACCGUGUAGCCCUGGAAAACCGCCGCCGUCCUCUGUAGCAUUUUUCUUCUGCACUGUUGUUGUUUGUUUAAUGUGAACGUUAAUGGAUGUGUGUUGUCACCAGACACACAGACACACAGACAGAGUUGAAGGUGUGCUCUGGACAUCUGGUUUUAGGGACAUAUUUGUUUCAGAGCGCGGUGAUUAUAUCACAGUGCUCUCUGCGUCACUUCCAGGCUCCUAUCACUUUUGUUUUAACACUCUUCUUCCUCUGUGAGAGUCGUCUGUGGAUCUUGUCUGUGGAUCUUGUCUGCACCUGCCCUCUUUUAUUCUCUGCAUCUCACCUCAACGAGUUUCUCCGCUCGCUGUUUCAGUGAAGGAAUGUGUUCUUGUUGUUUCCUUCUCUUUCCCAUCCCUGUCUUUUGCCUCUCAGCAUGGGGACUUUGGGAUUGCGGCAAAGCUGCGUUGCCAUGGCAGCGGGCCGUGUUGCCGAACCGUGUACACCUGGGAUUUGGAGUCUCUCUCCCUCUCUCCAUAGUCUCCAUCUCUCCUAUUUAUUCCACCCCUCUCUCAGGUUUUUCUUUGGUGUAGCAGAGGCUAUCAGCACCCUCUCUCUCUCCCUGCUUCUGUCAGUCUCAGCAGCCUCUCACCCUCCAAAGUACACUCACAUACAUAAUGAGACACAUAUACUUGAAAACAAAAUUCAUGUCCAUACCAGCGCCUGUGCCUCCAUCACUUCCUUCCACCUCCUCCUCGUUUCACUUUCUCUGUAGUUGUCUCUACUUCGCUCCCUCUCCAUUCCCAUGUGGGGGUUCAAAUGCGGCAUUGCAGGAUACCUCGGUCCCCUGAGUCCCUCCAGCAUACAUCACUGUCUCCAGUUUACUUUGAAACGCAGCAGCGCUUUCACUGGACUGUGCUUCAAAUUCUCAUCACUUGAUUUAAAGUGUAAUAACAUUGACUUUAAUACUACACUAAACAGCUGGGAUUGAUGUCACAGCUGUAAUCAUGGGGAUGUGAAGAAUCAGCGCCCGCACACACACACACACACACACACACACCUCACCUGUCUCUAAAAAUAAUGACUGCCUCCUUUGACUGUCAGCGUGUUGUUGCAGAGUAGCAGAUAAUCAUAUACAUGAUUCUUUCACGUGCCUUCUUAUUUGCUGAUGUACAAACAUGUGUCCUCUUCUUUACCUCUGCAGGUUUUUCUUGAAGUUUUUCCUGAAGUGUAACCAGAAUUGUCUGAAGACGGCAGGAAACCCGAGGGAUAUGAGGAGAUUUCAGGUAUGAGAAAGAACGGGUUGAAAUGCAUAUGUGUGCAAAAAAAAAGAAAGAGAGAGAUGGAGGUGACAUGUGGGACAUAAUAUCUCUUCAUGCAAACAGUCCCUUUAAAAUAGAGUAGAAUGAUAAUUAAGUGUCUUUUCAAGUACAGUUCACGACUAAGAGCGAUGUGGAAAAGUUUUUCCAGGGUAAGACAAAGAGAAGGGAGUGAGAGGUGAAAGUUAAAAAUCAAUGAAGAGUCAGAGAGACGGAAAGACAAACGAAAAGGAGCUUGAUAUGUGGGAGACUCUGUCGUUGGGGUGCUGGGGUGCAGGAAAUAGGUUGAGGUGUUUCAGGAAGUUGUCAAGAAUUGAGUGAUUGGCUCCAGAUGGAGCGGGUCAUGCUCUGUGACCCAGGAAGUGGUCACAGGGGACGCUCCCGCCUCACUUCCUCUGCCGUCUUUCAGCACCAGCGGCCCCCGUCUGGCAUUCCCCAUUUUCUCCCAGCAAAAACCCCUCGGUCCCUUCCUCUUGCUCCGUGCUCCCUCUGCCUUCCUCCAUGUUUGCUUUAACUCCUACGACAUGACACAUGUUGAGAAGUUAUGAGCACGCCGAGCGCUCCAACACUCUCAUCUCUGGGUCAAAAGGUGAUCAGAGCCGGACAGGAGUCUGCUGCUUGAUCGAUAAUUUACAGUUAUUUUCCUUUGGCUUCCCCUCCUUCUCCACCACCUACAGCACAUAUGCUUCUUGUCCUCUUCUUUCUUAUGCUCUUUCACCUGCAAAAUCAUUGCCAUGUGUUUACUUUCAAGGGAGCGCUGGAGUUUUAGCUCUGCAGUUAAUUUCUCCAAAAAUACAUGUGAAACAUUUAUGGUUAUCUUGACAAUGACCUUUUCUUUACCAACACCCAUCCUUGUAAAAACAAAUCAGAUCAAGAAAAGGGUUUAACACCCGUAAAUAUCCGCUUUCAAAAACCUGCAAGUAUCCGAUCAUUAAUUAUUUGUGUGUGUCAUCCACGUGAGGCAAAUGUGGGAAGGGACACACACAUGCUGUGGCCAGAAAAUCAAAUUAAGGCCACUAUAUAUCAUGCACUGCUUUAACGGCUGGCUAACGUGGGAGAUUUGCUCCAUAUGUUUGGUGUCAUUGAAGGAUCAGGAGGAGACAAUGAUGAGCCCACUGCAUGCUGUAUGAAUCAAAAAGUUAGAGGCCAUAUGGAGCCCUGAUGGAGGAGCGGAGGGGUGUAUGAGCAGUGUCAUCGCCAGAAUGCAGACAUAUGAUAAAAACCCCGCAAUGUCGCAUUACCUAUCAAGAGUUAUUACUUUCACCUGUACGCGGAUACAAACUGUUACCCGGGGACUUUGCCGUUGAAAUCGGAGAUUGUAGCUCACAGCGAGCUGUCUCAGCCGAGCGCACACACUCAUGUUUCUUCCUUUGUUUCUUUCAGGUGGUCCUGUCCAGCACUGUGAGCGUAGACGGCCACGUCCUCGCCGUGUCUGACAACAUGUUCGUCCACAACAACUCCAAACACGGCCGCCGAGCCCGCAGGUUGGAGCCAGGAGAGUCUGUGGAGAAUACGAUGGAGUAUGGUGAGGAGGCAGUGAAACAACAGUGUCACACCCCAUUCGUCUUUUCUUACUUUAUUACACGUCAUUUUCAUCUCUCACACUGGAAAACAUUAUACACAAACUGAUCCAAGGAACAAAUCAUUUUAGCAGGUACUUGAGAUGUUUAAUGUCCAGAGAUAAUCGCCAUGAUAUAUCAAACAUAAGCAGUGUUGAGGUCAUUAGCUGAGCCAAUUGAUGUUUUCAUUAAAUACUUUUCCUCUCGCACAGAUUAGAUGAUAGUCACAUCUCAUCUUAAAAAGAGAACUAAAUUUAAUACUAAGUUACAUCUAUUUUCAGUCUGUUUUCAAGAAAAACACACAAUGAUCUGUGCAGUGAAGAGAAGGAUUUAACUUGGUUUAAUGAGGAUUAAAAAUUUAAAAAUAAGUGUUAAUUUAUCAGAUAAACUGUUGAAUGUUGACAGCUGUUACUGGUUACUUGACAUCUGUAACAUUGCUGAAUAAUAUUUAGAGAAGUCAAAACAAUCACAUGAAAACAAAAUUCAAAUAUUUACUUCAAGGGUUGCUCUACAUUUUCCACCACUGCUCCUGUGUCUCUGCGUCUCAUCUCUUUAGAAAAUAUAUCGAUUCCAGGUAGUGUUGUGUCGUUCGCGAACGAUUCGUUCAGAAGAAUCGAAUCUUUUGAGUGAACAUACUGAACCGAAUCACUUCCCCAAACGAUUUGUUCAUUUCUCACUUCAGUUGAGCUGUCAGCAGUGCAGCUGCUAAAGCACGCAGCAUACACCAACGCCUGAAUCACUCGGUGAACGAAUCAAGCAUUGAACUGCUCUCUCUGGAGUCAUCUUUGUCGGACAAAAAAAUUAUUAUUUUUCUUUUUACUGCCAAAUGCUAUCAUCGCAGGGGUUUGUGAGGGAACGGUACUUGUUCAGUGUGAAUUCUUUAUCCACUUAGCAUAAAUAAAGUCAUUUUAUUGUCAUUUCAUUGCUUCUCUAGUUUUUACAAUUUGCUGUUUUCAAAAUCAUUAAAAAGAAAAAAACACUGAAAGUCUUUCAAUCAAAAUAAAAAGUUCUUCUAAACGUUCAGUGAAUGAAUCUCUCACUGAGCCCAACUUACCGAGCAGACUUGAUGAAUAAGACAGUACACUGAAAACAUUAUGAAUUAUAAACAAGUUCAUUUUUACGAACCUGAAGAAGCUGAAAAAGUGGUAGAUUUCAAUUCUUUUUCUCUUUUUAGUUUUGGUCUUUGCAAAGCUUCACUCUUACUGAACCAAACUUUCUCCACGCUCCUCCUGAGACAGCUUUAAAAAAUGCUCUAUCUGUAACUCUGUCUUUGCUCUCCUGCGCAGCCACCCCGUGUAUCAAAGCCAUCAGCCCCAGCGAGGGAUGGACCACUGGGGGCGCCAUGGUCAUCGUCAUCGGGGAGAACUUCUUUGACGGGCUGCAGGUGGUGUUUGGCAGCAUGUUGGUGUGGAGUGAGGUAGGAACAAUCUCCCAAACAUCUCACUAAUGAUGCUGCACUGAGAAGCUUCUUUUGAGAUGAUAUUAAUAGCACAUGGCUUGUCUCAUUAUUUCACUGAUUAAUGGACAGACUACACAGAUUCAUCUCUCACAGUGUUGUGUUAGCCUAAAUAUUUACAAUGCACCGAGCAGUUUUAUGACAUGGUUUCUGUCCCUCUCCUCAGCUGAUCACACCACACGCUAUCCGUGUGCAGACACCUCCUCGACAUAUCCCCGGCGUGGUGGAGGUCACACUGUCUUAUAAAUCUAAACAGUUCUGUAAGGGAGCCCCGGGGCGCUUCAUCUACACAGGUAUUCAGACAACAUGUUGGUUGAUUUUGAGAAAUCACAAGUUCAACAGGCAGAGAUUGUGCACACAUGUGACCCCGCUGACUUCUAACCGGUGAUCUUUUUUUUUCAAAUUCAGCCCUAAAUGAGCCGACUAUAGACUACGGUUUCCAGCGCCUUCAGAAGGUUAUUCCUCGACAUCCUGGUGACCCGGAGAAACUCGCCAAGGUAUGACUCUUCAGGAGUAGACGUUUGGAUUUCACAGCUGUGCUUGUUUCACUCUUCCUAAGAUGUUAAAUCUGAUCUUUGUAGGAGAUCCUCCUGAAGAGAGCAGCAGACCUGGUGGAGGCUCUGUAUGGAAAUCCUCACAGUAAUCAGGUACAAAAGGAAAGAUAGAAAAUGUUCUAAAAAGUAAACAGAGUACAGGAAUAAGUCUUUCUUUCUUUUUCUUCCUUUCUUUCUUUUUUCUUUUUCUCUUUUGCUUUCCUUUUCUUUCUUUCUUUCUUUCUUUUUUCUUUCUUUCUGUCUAUCUUUCUUUCUUUCUCUCUUUUUUCUUUCUUUCUUUCUCUCUCUCUUUCUUUUGUUUUUCUUUCUUUCUCUCUCUCUCUCUUUUUUCUUUCUUUCUUUCUCUCUCUCUUUCUUUUGUCUUUCUUUCUUUCUCUCUCUCUCUCUAUUUCUUUCUUUCUUUCUUUCUCUCUCUCUUUCUUUUGUCUUUCUUUCUUUCUCUCUCUCUCUAUUUCUUUCUUUCUUUCUUUCUUCCUUCCUUCCUUUCUUUCUUUCUUUCUUUCUUUCUUUUUUCUUUUUAUAUAUUUAUUUAUUUUUUCCAGUCAAGCCAAUUUCACAAUUUGACAAUAUUAUGGCAAAUCACAACAUUUCUUAUUCCUUGGUUGGAAGGGAGCAGAAAGAAGUUACAUAUUUUAUUGCUGCCCCUCACUCAACGUCUAAUUACUCCAAUAAUCUGUCACUGAGCAACAUUCUUACCACAAAACAGAACAAUAACAUAACAAAACAGCAACACAAAGGCUAGUUUUAGUUGCUUAACUAGCCUCAUACUUUUGAAUCUCCUUUUUGUUUUCUACAUGUUUAAGAAAUUAACUUGUUGAGACUAGUGACUAGUGCCUGUUUCUUCCUGUUUAUAUGUAUACCUGCUGACAGCCUACGGGGUUCUUUACCAGGACUUUUCUAUUUCAGAGACCAGUCUUGCUAACAUUUGUGUCGUUGUAUCUCCCACAGGACAUGUUGCUGAAACGUGCGGCAGACAUCGCAGAAGCGCUCUACAGCGUUCCUCGUCCUCACAGCCAGCUGCAGGCGCUGCCCAGCUCACCUGCACACGGCAGUGUCAUGGGUCUCGGCUCUUAUCCCUCUCAGUUAGGCGUAAGCAUCGGAGAACCAGGACAGAGCAGCCAAGGUGAGCAUGAUGAGACAGAAAUUACUGGAUAUUUAUUCAGUUCAAUUCCUGAAGAUCAGAACUGACACAAUAACUUCAUGUGUUCUUCAGGUUAUAUCAGAAAUUCCAGCAGUUUGUCUCCAAGAGGUUACCCAUCAGCCUCCACGCCCCAACAAUCCAGCUACGGAGGUGGCGGAGGGAUGACAGGAGGCUAUGGGACGGUUCCCAUGACCAGCCUGGGAGUACCUGGAUCUCCUGGUUUCAGCAGUGCCUCCCCCACAGGCUCACCCUACAGUAAGACCCUAAAAAUUCUCCCAAAGUUUCUCUGAAAUGAUCUCCAAACUUCUGUUGUAUACUCAUUUUUGUGGCACAUUGUUUUCCCCCACUUCCACAGUUAUGCCCUCAAGCCCCACUAUCCCAGGAAGCUCCAGCUCCUCUUCGUCUCUCUUGCCUUUUUCCUCCUUCCCGUCUGCUGCUAAACAGAAGAGUGCUUUUGCUCCUGUGCUCAGGCCCCAGGGCUCCCCCUCCCCUGCCUGCCCCGCCUCAGGGGGGAACAGCUUCAGAGGUAGCCAUCCGACUCACUAUCUGACCCCCCUGUCUGAACUCACGAAUGCAGUCUAAUCUCCUUCUACUAACCACUCCAAAGCUUUGCCUGACCGCAUCAGAAAAACGUUGCUGGAUGUACAAUAAUGUAAGAGCUGACUGAUUAGAAUCAUAGAUUUUGUAUAUUUUUUUUCUCUUCAGCGAUGACGGGCCUGGUUGUCCCCCCGAUGUAGCAAAGCACCCACCCCAAUCUACCCCCUGACCACUGCUUCACUUAGCCCCCUUUUUUGGCAGUAAGAGGGCGGGGAGGACGGAAAAUUGAUCUCUAGCGACCAUGUUUUAACUUCCUUCCUGAGCUCUUCCUCCUUUGCCAUUUCUUAGUCCCUUUUUCAUCCAGAUGGGUGAACAGGACGGGGUUUAAAACAAAUCCAAAGACCAGCCAUCUCCUCCAGAGGCAGGGCAGAAUACUUCACUGCUUCACAGAAACAGAUCGGACUGGAUACCGCUGUGUUUGUGGUGAAGUGUCUGUAUUAUGAGAGAAAAACUUGAGCAGCAAAGCAUCCUUAUGAACAUGCAGUAUGUGGAGCUCCAAAAUCUGGCCGUUCAAGACGCCGCGUCACGUGAUCAUUUCGAAGCUGCCGGAUGAUGAAGGACGGUUCUUAUAUAAUGUUGCAGCUUCGAGGAUGCUGUUCGUCUGUGUAUGGACACCUUAAUGGCAUGUGUGUUCACUGUCUGUGAGUUAGCAAGAGCUUUUUUUGUAGUUCACUUUUUGAAGACAAUUUACAUUCCAGAAAAAUAGACCCUUUAUUUUUUGUUCUACAGUUUUACAAGGGAGAACUCUUUGUCUCGAGGGUUAUUACUAAAGGAAUUCAUAUAUUGAUUUAUUUAAGAACAAGCAAUUUAACUUAUUAUAGUUAGUAUAGGGAAUAAUAUAAAUGUGUUUUUAUAAAGUGGUCCUUUUCCAACUGUGGCUGAAUGAAGUUAUCUCAACAAUUGCUAAUUAAUUUGCUAAAUGUUCACAGGGAUUCGCUCUGAUACUUUGGAAAUCAGGUUUUUGCAAAAGGAAAAAAUGUUAGAUAGCCUUAUCCUUUUUAAUUUCACUUUAAAUGCAUGCUUUGUCACGCCAAUGCCCUGGUAUUAGUUCAUUUCACUUUGCAAAUUUUUGCAUUAUAUGACUACAACUUAUAGAUUUUGCAGUUUUUGUUUUAAAUGUCUCAACAAACUAAGCACAGGUCUCCAGUCACUAUGCAGUAGAGUCUCUGAAAGCACAAGCUGCUCAGUGGAAAAGAACGGGGCGUACGAGGCGUUCAUCAACCAACAUCAAUAUGCUCAUCUUCCUAACUGAAUUUUUGUCAUCGCAACACAAACUUCAUUCUCAGGAUGUAAAAAAAAACAAAGAAAACACAAAGAGUAGCUGACAUUUACAUUUUCCUUUUUAAAGUUUGGUUAAUUUUAUUUAUUUAAAAAUUAUUACCAGUUUUAAUAUUAUGUUGUUGAAGCCAUGUUUGUUUUUUUUUGUUUGUUUUUAAACGGUACAAAAAAUGGUGCAAAUGUUGUUUGUAUAUCUUAAGGUGUAAUUAUAUUUUGUGCUCCAAAUAAAACAACAAAAAAGUCAGUGA